UCACUCUACGCGUCAAAGAGCAGUGAAGAAAAAAUAUUCACUAAAAAUUCAUCAAUAACCCGCCAAUUACGCAGUCAGUCUGUCUUGCGUCUACACUCCACGCCACUUUCCUCCACUCCAAAGCUAACCCACACACGAAACUCCACAUAAAAACGCACUCACGCAAUUUCGCAUACACAGAGGGCAAAUCCCAAGGACUGAAAAACAAGAAAAUGGCGGACGGGCAACAAGGAGAGGAGUACUUGUUCAAGAUAGUGCUAAUAGGCGAUUCCGCGGUGGGGAAGUCGAACCUGCUCUCGCGGUUCGCUCGCAACGAGUUCGACCAAAACUCCAAGGCCACAAUUGGGGUGGAGUUCCAGACCCAGGUCGUCGACAUCGACGGCAAGGAGGUCAAGGCCCAGAUCUGGGACACAGCCGGCCAAGAGCGCUUCCGGGCCGUCACUUCUGCAUACUAUCGCGGCGCUGUCGGUGCCCUCGUCGUUUACGAUAUCAGUCGGAGGACCACCUUUGACAGCGUCAAGCGCUGGCUCGAUGAGCUUACUACUCAUUGCGAUACGACAGUAGCGAGGAUGUUGGUGGGGAACAAAUGUGAUUUGGAGAACAUAAGAGACGUGAGUGUGGAAGAAGGCAAGAGCCUCGCCGAAGAAGAAGGAUUGUUUUUUAUGGAGACAUCCGCGCUUGAAUCUACUAAUGUCCAAACGGCUUUUGAGAUGGUCAUUAGGGAGAUUUUCAAUAAUAUCAGUAGGAAAGUCUUGAAUUCUGAAUCUUAUAAGGCUGAGUUGUCAGUCGACCGUGUGAGCCUGGUUAAAAAUGGAACAGACAAGCAAAGUAGGAUUUCUUGUUGUUCUUGAUGAUCACUGUUUCCUCUGUUUCCAUAAAAAGAAUUUCUUUGCUUCAAGUGUUUAUUCGUCGGAGGCUUGUAGUAGGUUUUUCUCACUAUUACUUUGUACUUGGUACUCGAUUAUGAAAAAGAGUAUUAUUUUGUGCUUUUGAAACCUCA
This is a messenger RNA of Morus notabilis, 1000 nucleotides long. Its product is annotated as ras-related protein RABA5c. The coding region runs from base 213 to 851 and encodes 212 amino acids. The record is from RefSeq and is a predicted model, not a curated record. Gene Ontology annotation, molecular function: GTP binding; GTPase activity. The transcript has 2 exons. Lineage: Eukaryota; Viridiplantae; Streptophyta; Magnoliopsida; Rosales; Moraceae. Gene Ontology annotation, cellular component: endosome.